AUGAACAUUCAGUGGGCAAAAUUGUUUUUAAGUUGGCUGAUCCUGUGCUUGGACACCUGCCUAAGCCAGAAAGACUGCACAGGUGUUGAUUGUCCCAGUCUGCAGAGCUGCAUCGAAACGGUGUUGGAGAAGGCCGCCUGCUGUCCCACCUGUACUCAAAGGGGCUGCACCUGUGAGGGCUACCAGUACUAUGACUGCAUCCAAGCGGGCUUCCGGAAAGGGAAAGUCCCAGAGGGGGAAGCUUACUUUGUGGAUUUCGGAAGCACUGAAUGCACCUGUCCUCUGGGCGGCGGGAAGAUAAGCUGUCAUUUCAUCCCGUGCCCUGAAAUUCCCCCCAACUGCGUUGAUAUUUUACAGCCUGCAGACGGAUGUCCACAAUGUGGGAAAAUUGGCUGCACCCAAGGCAACAAGAAGUACGAUGCGGGACACUCCUUCCAAAAGGACCGCUGUCACGUUUGCCACUGUCCAAAUGACGGUGGGCGCUUAAUGUGUUCACCUAUCCCCGGCUGUGACCUUCGUAGUUCUAAUAACCCCGUGUGGGUUGCGACCACUGAGAACAACCACCCUUUGACAGACAUUAGCAGCCGUCGCCACAGCCAACAAACGAGUCCCGGAGAACCGUUUCCCAAGCUGGCACUGGGAAACGCUUUACCGCUGUAUAAGCAGGACCCACCCAGUCUUGGCACAGGGCGUUACGACUACGCACUGGAGGGGCCAACGUCUUCCACUGUCAAAAACCUGGCCCCGCCACUGGAAUCUACUACAGCAUCACCGACUUACCCCGAGGCAAGCUCCACUUCCAUCAGCAUCUCCCUCGAUGACCGGAGACAAGAGCUCAGGGAGACACAAGGGAGUUCUGAUCCAGAGACCAGCAGCGAGGCCGAGGUCACACAGAACGUGGAUCCAACCACGACGGGGGAUCGGAGCGAAACGUCGACGCCGACACAGAGAGUGACCGCGGAGCACCGCGGGCCGCAACAGGAACUCGGGGAAAGGACUAUUAGACCCGACAGCGGCAGAAACAGAGUGGCACAGGACGCUUUAAAAGAAGCGGCACAAGCCGCCCGUGCAAACGAGGGGAACAGGCCCUCUGGCCAUCAUAAACACGGUCAAGGCGGUCGCACCGGGAGUCAUGGCGGCUCCCAUUACAGCAGCCAUAAAGAAGAAGAAAGAGUGUCAGCGGAGUACAGGCCGCCACUUGGUAAAGAAGAGCAGACCUUGAACCCCACGAUACAGUUCAGUCCCACCAGCAGAGCUCCAGUCAGGAUGAGGGAGGAUAGAGAGCAGCCUCAAAGACAACCCCAAAGCCUCUUCAACUACGACUCCCAAGACGUGCUGGGAGAAACCGAAGUUCCUGCCAAGGAGCUGUUGAAGACCUGCUGCGAGACAGGGGAGAAGUGGGCUUCAGCUAAUGGUCACUGCAACAACAUGGAGCCACCCACAAAAGAUAGGCACUCCAUCUGCUGGACUGCCCAACAACAGUGCUGCCGCGGUUCCCUCGGAGAAGGCCGGUGUUUGGCUGGAAUGAACGCAGCCAGAGCCGGAACUAUGUGUCGAGAGGAUGCCAGCGACAAAUGUGGGAUUGAUUCCUACGAGGAGUGCUGCGACUGCUGCUCUCUGGGGCUGCAGUUCCUCCGCGAGGGGCAUCGCUGUGAAGCCCACCAGCACCUGGGCUUCCACUGCAGACACGUCUUUCUAACGUGCUGCGGGAAGGAGGAGAGCACCAACCAAGACGGCUGGCACUCCGUCAGAGAGAGGCCCGCUCUCGAGUCCACUCCGCUACCAAAGAAAAUAUCCGACAGCCCGUACCCGAAAGAGGCCUUCUCCAUCGGUGAGGAGCGGGAUGGGGAGAACGCAGUGGAGGUCCCUAAUGAGGCGGAGGACGUGGAUGAGUGCCUGGUGUACGAGGGCAGACUCUGCCUCCACAGAUGUGUCAACACGCCGGGCUCUUACCGGUGCGAGUGCCUCCCCGGAUACGCGCUGCAAGAGGACGCUUUCACUUGCGCGCGAGGUAAAGUGAACGAGGACGACAGACUGAGGGAGGACGACAGAGCGGCGGUGGAGCCCACCUCGCUGCUCCCGCCACCCACCCAGCCCGCCGUCCCGCCCAACCCCUGUGAAGGAAACGGCCCGUGUGAGCAAUACUGCACCUCCGUGGGCGGAAGGCCACAAUGCUCCUGUUUCCCAGGGUUCUCUCUGUCGGUGGCUGACGGACGCUCCUGUGAGGACGUGAACGAGUGUUCGUCCGGGAAUGUCUGCCGGUCGGACGAGCGCUGCCUGAACACUGCAGGGAGUUACGCCUGUCAGACACCCAUCACCUGUCCUCCGGGAUACCAGAUCAACGACGACGUCUGUGAAGAUAUCGAUGAGUGUGUGCAGCGGCGCCAUGACUGCGGCCUCGAUUUCGAGUGUGUGAACGCCGUGGGCUCGUUCAAGUGCGACCCCAAACCCCGAUGUCCCGUGGGCUUUAACCGGGACGCACGGGGCAACUGCAUAGAUAUCGAUGAGUGUGACGCCUCGGCCCAGCCGUGCAGCCCGGGACUCGUCUGCAUCAACACCGCGGGAUCCUACGUUUGCCGGAGGAAGAUGACGUGCAGCCGCGGCUACCACGCCGACGCUGACGGAUCCCGAUGCGUUGAUGUGGACGAGUGCCAGAGCGGUCUGCAUCGAUGCGGGGAGGGCCAGCUGUGCCACAAUCUGCCCGGUUCCUAUCGUUGUGAAUGCCAGACCGGCUAUCAGUUCGACUCGUUCAGGAGGAUGUGUGUCGAUGUAAAUGAGUGCUGGCGCUACCCGGGCCGCCUGUGUGCCCAGACCUGCGAGAACACCCCGGGCUCCUUUGAGUGCUCGUGUACCUCUGGCUUCCGUUUAACCGGCGAUGGCAAGAACUGUGAAUAUGUGAACGAGUGUCUGGCCACCCCGUGCAGUCAGGAGUGUGCCAACAUCUACGGCUCCUACCAGUGCUACUGCAGGCAGGGCUACCACCUCAGGGAGGACGGCCGCACGUGUGAAGACAUCGACGAGUGCUCCCAGAGCGUCGGCCACCUGUGCACCUAUAAGUGUGUGAACGUUCUCGGCAGUUACCAGUGCGCCUGUCCCGAAUACGGAUACGCCAUGUCGCCGAACGGACGCUCUUGCAGAGAUAUCGACGAGUGUGCCACGGGGGCCCAGAACUGCUCUCUGGCUGAGACCUGCUACAACAUCCAGGGAGGAUACCGCUGCCUCUCCCUCGACUGUCCACCCAACUACCGCAAAGUGUCCGACACGCGCUGCGAGCGGAUCAGCUGUCCCAACUACCUGGAGUGUCAAACCUCCCCUCUGAGGAUCACCUACUACUACCUCAGCUUCCAGUCCAACAUCGUCAUCCCCGCUCAGAUCUUCCGCAUCGGACCCUCGCCCGCCUACUCGGGAGACAACGUCAUCGUCGGCAUAGCGCAGGGAAACGAGGAGAACUACUUCGGCACCCGGAAGCUGAACGCCUACACGGGCGCCGUGUACCUGAACCGGCAGGUCGAGGGCCCGCGGGAUUUCUCCAUCAACGUGGACAUGAAGCUCUGGAGACAGGGGACGUUUACCACUUUCCAGGCCAAGAUCUUCGUCUUCAUCACGGCCAACUACCUCUAACGUCCUCGGAGAUGUGCCGUCGGCCACGAAAAGGACCUUUUUUACCCCCGUCCCCCCCGUCGCUAUGCCGACGAUGUCACAAAGUGCACCACUGUGCAGCCACGAUCGGUUUGAGGGGUUAUACUCGUCCAGUUGAAGCUGAUGUCCAAACACGGCUGUUAGAGAAGUGGAAUAUUCAGUCUUUUUUCACCACGAUUGCAUAAAAACAUCUGUAAUUAUUUUUCUUUUUUUUUGGUCUCCCUUAUUUCUCACUAUUGUGCAUGUCAUUAACCCCACGUGGCUCUAAAAGACCCAUCCGUACUCUCACAAAGCCAUUAAAAAAAAAGAACGACGUUGGAGCUAUACAAAGAUAUUUAUUAUCUAUUUGCCAUUGUUUUGGGAUUAUUUUAACCAGAUGUAAAAGCAUAAAAAGCGAGACUUGCCUCCAACAUUUCUGCUCUGUGGUGAAAGCAGAAGAAAUUGUUUUUCACGCCUCUCUUCUUUCACCCUGCGCUGUAUUCCACAUUAUAUCAUUUGAUAUUAUACUCUACAUGGUGUAUUUGUUUUAUAUAUCCCUGUAAUCAGACACAUUAUAAAUGGAUGUAUUAUAUUUCUUAGAUUUAUAAGUUGCAAAGUAUUUUAGUAAAAACAUUUUUUUUUUUUUUAAACACCAAUGUGGUUUGGGUGAGAAUUGGCUGAUUUUAUUUAUAAGGAGGAAUAUUAUUUGUAAAUCUUACUGGACAAACUUUGAUCA
Messenger RNA from Cyclopterus lumpus (lumpfish), 4354 nucleotides. RefSeq names its product fibulin-2-like. Lineage: Eukaryota; Metazoa; Chordata; Actinopteri; Perciformes; Cyclopteridae. The record is from RefSeq and is a predicted model, not a curated record. Gene Ontology annotation, cellular component: extracellular region. The coding region runs from base 1 to 3621 and encodes 1206 amino acids. Gene Ontology annotation, molecular function: calcium ion binding. The transcript has 16 exons.